This is a messenger RNA of Malurus melanocephalus (red-backed fairy wren), 2234 nucleotides long. RefSeq names its product UDP-N-acetylglucosamine pyrophosphorylase 1 like 1 (gene UAP1L1). Lineage: Eukaryota; Metazoa; Chordata; Aves; Passeriformes; Maluridae. Bases 1 to 1506 code for a protein of 501 amino acids. The record is from RefSeq and is a predicted model, not a curated record. Gene Ontology annotation, molecular function: UDP-N-acetylglucosamine diphosphorylase activity. The transcript is spliced from 9 exons. Gene Ontology annotation, biological process: UDP-N-acetylglucosamine biosynthetic process.
AUGGACCCACCCGAGGAGGUGCGGGCGCGCCUGGAGCGGUGCGGACAGAGUCAUCUGCUGCGGUUCUGGGCCGAGCUGGACACGGCGCAGCGCGGAGCUCUGCUGGCGGCGCUACCGCCGGGGCUGGGCGAGCACUGCCGGCUGGCGGCGGCGGCCGGGGCCCGCCACUUGGGCCCGCCCGAGCGCCUGGACGGCCGGAUGGAGCCGCUCCCCGCCGAGCUGCUGGGCAGCUCCCGCCGCAGCGGCCCCGCUGAGCUGCAGCGCUGGGAGGCGGAAGGCUUACAUCAGAUCUCACAGAACAAGGUGGCAGUGCUGCUCCUGGCUGGAGGACAAGGAACCCGCCUGGGUGUGAGCUAUCCCAAGGGCAUGUACAACGUGGGAUUACCCAGUGGCAAAAACUUGUAUCAGAUCCAAGCAGAAAGAAUCCGCAAAGUGGAGCAGCUUGCUGGCAGGAGACACCACUGCAAGUGUGCCAUCCCCUGGUACAUCAUGACAAGUGAGUUCACAUUGGGGCCGACAGAAGAGUUUUUUGAACAACACAACUACUUCAACUUGGAUAGAUCCAACGUUGUCAUGUUUGAACAGAGGAUGCUCCCUGCUGUCACCUUUGAUGGGAAGGCCAUCUUGGAGGAGAAGGGGAAAAUUGCCAUGGCUCCAGAUGGCAAUGGUGGCUUAUACCGUGCUUUGAUGGAUAAUAAGAUAUUGGAUGAUAUGAAGCAGCGUGGAAUCCAGUAUGUCCAUGUAUAUUGUGUGGACAAUAUCCUCGUGAAAAUGGCAGAUCCAGUCUUCAUAGGUUUCUGUAUUUCCAGAGGGGCCGACUGCGGUGCAAAGGUAGUGGAGAAGGCCUAUCCCACGGAGCCUGUUGGGGUGGUGUGCUGUGUGGAUGGGGUGUACCAGGUGGUGGAGUACAGUGAGAUCAGCCYGGAGACUGCACAGCUGCAGCACCCUGAGGGGGGACUGAUGUUCAGUGCUGGCAACAUCUGCAACCACUUCUUCACUGUUGAGUUCCUGGAAACAGUGGCCCAGAAAUGGGAGUCACAGCUGAUGCAUCAUGUAGCCAUAAAGAAGGUGCCCUACAUUGACAAGGAGGGAAAUCUGGUAAAACCACUAAAACCGAACGGGAUAAAGCUGGAGAAGUUUGUGUUUGAUGUAUUCCAGUUCUCUAAGAAUUUUGUGGUAUUUGAAGUUUUGAGAGAAGAGGAGUUUUCGCCACUAAAAAAUGCAGACACAGCUGACAGAGAUACUCCUACCACKGCUCGGCAAGCCCUCCUGGCCCAGCAUUACCGCUGGGCUCUCAAGGCUGGGGCCAGAUUUGUGGAUGAAAAUGGUUGCAAGAUACCAGAAAAACUCAGUCUCUCAGGAACUGAAAAUCCUCCGGCUGUGUGUGAGAUUUCUCCAUUAGUGUCUUACUUUGGAGAGGGUCUGGAGGUGUACAUGAAGAACAAAGAAUUCCCGUCUCCCUUUGUACUCGACGAAAACAAAGUGGAAAUGCUGAAAAAUUCUUGAAGUGGGAAGCCCUUCCCCCUCAGAUCCAUGUUUGUCAGAUCCAUUAUAAGAACUGACAGUACUAAAAUGUCAGCUAUGAAGUGCAUUAUAAAAAAAAUUGCUUUGCAGUGUCUGAUUGAUGCCAAAUCCUUGCAGCAGUUGUGAUAACACAGUUCUGUUUGGUAACUUUGAUGGCUGUGCCUUUUACCUCUCAGUCUGUUUUGUAUACUUGGAUGUGAGUGAGGAUCAACACUUUCUGGGUGCUAAACAGAUCCUAUAUUUCUUAUUUACUAUGCAUAUGAAUAUGGAAAAAAGCCAGUCAAGGCCUGAUAARUCAGCUUUGCAUUCAAGAAGAUUAAAUUUCUUCAGUGCCUUAUUAKGUAUCUUGUUUGUGUUGGUGUGGUUGUUUCUUUGGUUUGUUUUGUUUUCUAAAUUGUGUGCACAGCUGCAGUCAGUUUGAGGCCCCAUCCUGGAAAGAGUGGAAGGAUUUUGGGUACUGAGGUUUUCUCUCAAGCGGUCAGGUUUUUUUUCCCUAGCCCUGUGUUGAUUACAAGAUCCAAUUCAGCAAUUUCAUCCUGUAAGCAGAAUAUACAGAGUGCUGUACGUAGGGAUGUAGCUAUGCCUAAGCAUUGCUUGAGGAUUGGAGUCCUAAGUAGAACAGACUAGUUUUGUAUCUGGGCUCGAUGGUGCCMUGCCUAGACUGGCUGCUCCUUAGGGUUGUAGUGACUUGGGGUUUUUUAAUUAAGAAA